Acipenser ruthenus (sterlet) is the source of this 992-nucleotide messenger RNA. RefSeq names its product chymotrypsin-like elastase family member 1. Gene Ontology annotation, molecular function: serine-type endopeptidase activity. The transcript has 8 exons. NCBI's taxonomy places the organism in Eukaryota, Metazoa, Chordata, Actinopteri, Acipenseriformes, Acipenseridae. The record is from RefSeq and is a predicted model, not a curated record. The coding region runs from base 95 to 922 and encodes 275 amino acids. Gene Ontology annotation, biological process: proteolysis.
AUUUCUUAUCACCCAGACAAGUAUAAAAGAAGGGACCAAUAAGCUGUAGUACCACAUUCCAAGUUGAGGAUCUGGAACUUUUACACCUUCAACAAUGCUGAGGAUCCUGGUGUUGACUACCCUGGUCCUUCUUGGACAUACAGCCGAGUCUGAUCACAAGCCUGAAUUUCUGGAGCGCUUGGAAGGACAAGAGGGACGAGUUGUUGGUGGGGACGAGGCAACACCCAACUCCUGGCCGUGGCAGAUCUCGCUGCAGUAUAACUCUGGAGGAAACUAUUACCACACCUGCGGAGGCACCCUGAUUAAGAGGCGCUGGGUGAUGACGGCCGCUCACUGCGUCGACAGGGGGAUGACCCUGCGUGUGGUGGUGGGAGAUCACAAGUUGUCUGUGCAUGAAGGGACCGAGCAGUACAUUGCUGUGCAGCAGGUUGUCAUCCACCCAUACUGGAACAACAACAACAUUGCUGCUGGCUAUGACAUUGCAUUGCUGAAGCUGUCUCAAGAUGCUGUACUGAACUUUUACGUCCAGCUGGGGGAUCUAGCUAGCGAGGGCCAGAUUCUUCCCCACAACAACAACUGCUAUGUCUCCGGCUGGGGCUACACACAAUCGAACGGGCAGGUUUCUCCUGUGCUGCGGCAGGCCUACCUCCCAGUGGUAGACUAUAAUACCUGCUCCAGUGCUUACUGGUGGGGCUCCACUGUAAAAUCCAGCAUGGUGUGCGCCGGGGGAGACGGAGUGCGCUCGGGCUGCCAGGGGGAUUCCGGUGGCCCCUUGAACUGCAUAGUAAAUGGAAGGUACUAUGUCCAUGGUGUGACCAGCUUUGUCUCAUCCAGAGGCUGCAAUGAGAAAAUGAAGCCAACAGUCUUCACACGAGUCUCGGCUUACAUCAGCUGGAUGAACGAGAUCAUGGCCAGGAACUAAACUACAGUGCUGCAGCCCACGGUCCCUGUGAGAGAUACUAGAACAAAUUGUGCAUGCAUGUCUGUGUGGG